AUGGUGCAUUUAUGCGAUGUCAGCUACUCGCGCGAUGCUACUGUUGCUGCGAUUCGCGAUUACUACCGCUUUCUCGUCGCGAUGUACCUGGACGAGUCCGAAGUUAUCGAACCACCUGAGGGCGGGUGGCCAUCCAUCAAUUCGAACACCUGGGAAAAUUUAGACAAGACAGAUACGGUUAUUUCGCUGCUUCGCCAUCUCCCUUACAUCCGCGACAAUGGCGCCGUGGCAAUUGAUGGAGCCCCUGACUGUAACUUUGCGAACUGGCAAGCUCUCGCUCUCGAUCCCGAUGGCAAGAAAGUGAAAACCUACACGGAGUUGGACCCAGAUGAGGGUUCUGUGCCUCCCCAUGUUGUGGGAUUGACGGAAGGAGGAGAAAUCAGCCCCUUCUUCUUGCUUGACACCAAACUCGGCAUUGUGCACUGGUACGAGUGCUUUAGCCCCAUCCGGGAAGAUCCUAGACAGGUGGAGAAUAGUCCGGAGGACUGGGCACCCGAUGAAGAAGCCGAGUGGCGCGACUCAGGAGCUGUUUGGGCAAUUGAGGACUUUUUCGAAGUCUUAAAAUCUCACUUUCGGAAACUUAACUUUGUACCCAUUGGAACGCGCACUGUAAAAGAUGUCUGGAUUGAAGGGCUUGAAGAUGGUAUGUUGACCGCGGUUCAAGCAAUUUAUCACAGACAUAACUGGCCCGACCUGGGUCGCUACCGCAAAAAAGAAUGUAUGGAGGAAGUGCAGGCGAUGAUGGUAGCGCAAUAUUCCCAUUCCGCACAGGUGGAGCUCGAUGAUUGA
Dothidotthia symphoricarpi CBS 119687 is the source of this 789-nucleotide messenger RNA. RefSeq lists its product as uncharacterized. Lineage: Eukaryota; Fungi; Ascomycota; Dothideomycetes; Pleosporales; Dothidotthiaceae. The transcript has a single exon. Bases 1 to 789 code for a protein of 262 amino acids. The record is from RefSeq and is a predicted model, not a curated record.